Molecule: messenger RNA, 5451 nt
Organism: Carassius auratus (goldfish)
Lineage: Eukaryota; Metazoa; Chordata; Actinopteri; Cypriniformes; Cyprinidae
Product: synaptopodin 2-like protein
Exons: 4
Coding region: 217-3735 (1172 amino acids)
Biological process (GO): positive regulation of actin filament bundle assembly
Cellular component (GO): actin cytoskeleton; Z disc; nucleus
Molecular function (GO): actin binding
Source: RefSeq, a predicted model, not a curated record
CCUUUAUGGCUGCGCCCCUAUCACCAGCAUCCAGCUCAGGGUAUGGGAGGGGUUCCGCGUGCAGUCGUGUUCAUGCAAGAGCAACUAGAAGGAACCCUAGGACGUAGUUUCAGUAGUAGUUGGCUUCUCUAAGGGGGCCCUGAAAUAACAUGGGCCGUAUGUACUAAGGGCCCCCAGGCCAACAAACAGAAUCAAAGAAACAAGCACAGACGCAGCAUGGUGGCUGAGGAGGUUAUCAUCACCCUGUCCGGAGGAGCACCAUGGGGCUUCAGACUACAGGGAGGAAUCGAGCACCAGAAGCCUCUGCAGGUGGCCAAGGUGCGCAAGCGAAGUAAAGCAUGUCGUGCCGGACUGCGUGAGGGAGAUGAGCUGGUAUCCAUCAAUGAAAAUUCCUGUGGGAGUCUGUCACAUGCCCAGGCCAUGAACCUGAUCGACAGCAUGCCAGGAACGCUACACAUCCGGGUUAGGAGGGCACCGGCUGGCUUCCAGUCAGUGGUUCUGGUUGCUCGAGCUCCUUCUCCCCGCAUUGAUAAAGAGUACCGUGCUGCCAUUAGGGCCCUGUCCCCAUCCAGCUCCCGACCUCACCAGUCCAGUGUACGCCACAUCCACCGCGGAUCCCUGAUGUCCCCGACCGGACGCAGUGGAUUGACUUCGCCGCCGGGCAGUGAGGCCUACUACGGAGAAACAGACAGUGAUGCAGACGUGGCUGCUCAUGAGAGACAACGCAAACAGAAACGACGUAGUCCCAGCAAUUCACCUGGCAAGGCCGGUCGAGCCUCACCGGAGGGAGCAGAGACUUCAGAAAUGAGUGGGUAUGACAGUGCCUCGGAUGCGCAAGUGUACAAUCUUUUGGGGCCUAAAGAAAGAGAAGAUGCAAUGCCUGGUGUUGCACGCAGAGAGGUGAUUUACCAACCCCCUCCGGAUGGAGCCUGGUCCUCUCAGACCUCCACUGAGACGGAUGACCAGAACCCACGGGAAGGGCUAAUGGAAGAGGACAGUGGGUUCCAGGAGCCCAGAAAUGUCCCCCCACUUGUUUCUCCAGAGAGAGCCAAAGAAGCUCUGAUGCUAAGCUCUCAUACUCAGUUGGUGCCCAUGGUUGGGCCAGUUGACAAUCCAGUGGAUGAGGAACUCAUAUUAACAUACAUGGAUAAAGCAAAACAAGCAAAAUUGAACCGUGGAGAUACGAUCAUAGACAAGCAGGUGAAAGAGGCUCGGUCCAAGUGCCGCACCAUUGCCUCUCUACUGACAGAUGCACCAAACCCUCAUUCAAAGGGUGUUUUGAUGUUUAAAAAGCGCCGGCAACGCUCCAAGAAAUACACACUGACCAGCUUUGGAAGUGUUGACGAGGACAUGAGGCAGGACUCUCAAGAGGAGGAUAGCAUAUUUCCUGGCAGUGAAUCAGAAUUUGAUGAGGAAGGUUUCUCUUCUGCACCAGACCCCACAUGGGACAGUGACUACCUUGAGAUGCUGGAGAAAAGAUCUGCUUCCAGAGGUCAGGAAGGAGAGGGUGGUGCUCUGAGUCCUGGUCUGAGUGAUACAUCUGGGAAGGGGGCACAGUUGUUUGAGCAGCAGAGGAGAAGGGCUGAGGAACAUGCAAAGAAAAUGGAAGCUGCGCAAGAAGACUUACAAAGCCAAAUGCUGGGCAUUGCACUGAAAGAGAAGCAAGCACUUCCCCAACUACAGACACUUCAACCACAACCAGACCCAUUGGCAAAGCCUAAUGUCCAGCCACCACCAGUUGCUCCAAAACCUGCCAGACCUUCAAAAACUCUACAUCAUGAGGUUCCACCAGCAGAGACACAAAAAAUAGCACAGAUGAGCACAUCUCUCACUGUCCCUGUCAUGGUUAAUGGAGAUACUUCAAACAUAAUGGCACCAGUCUCCGCUGUGUUGCCCACAGAAUCUGUGAUGCCUCCACAACCAGCUCCUCUAGCAGAACUUCCUACCAGCUCUGUGUUAAACAGAACUGCCCAACCUUUUGCCCCAGGCUGUGUUACCAGUAGGGCAGCCACUGCUCCUGUUGUGUUUCGCCCUGCAGUCAGUAAGAAGACACCCAGACCCGUUUCAGUGGCUGUGAUUGCACCUUCAUUCUCUGCAGCAUCAGAAGAGCAUGCCAUGGGUGUCAACCCUGCCUCCUUUGUUAGCCAAUUCACAAUGAGUCAAAUGAGUGCUGAUGUCCCUACUGAAAAGUUACCCACACAGGCCUUUAUACUUGGAAAGUCUGUUCCUCCACCUGCUUCUGUAUCCGUGGAAUCAUAUUCUCAACCUGCUCUUUACUGCUCCUCAGUGGAAAACUUCCAGGUUGCAUCAGUGCCACCUCCCAUAGUUCAAACCCAAGAACCUACAUUUUCUGUAGAAGCUGAAGCCACUGCUCUUCCAGCAUUCUCUGUUGACAACACAAUGACCACUGUGGCUCCUGUUAUGGCUCCUGUUUCUUCUCGGGCCAUAGUAAUACCAGCCCAACCCUCUUCUACUUUGACCCCUGCAGCUUCUGACCCCCCCUCAGCUGUAACUCUGCUGUCACCUGUAGACUAUCGUGAAAAAUCCUCUGCCACCCAUAGCCGCACUGGCAUUCUUCAAGAGGCCCGCCGCCGUAGUACCCACAAGCCAAUGUUUAAGAUUCCUGAAAGCAAGAAAAACUCACCAAACCCUGAAUUAUUGUCUAUGGUGCAGAAUUUCGAUGAAAGACCUAGGCAUGGAUAUUCUGAACCAGAAAAUAUUACUCACAACAUUGAUGACAAUAGGACAAGGGUGCCACCACCUGUUGCCCCUAAGCCAAGAAUCAUCCCAGAAAUGUCUCAGAUCCCUCAGGCAGAGGGAAAAGGUGCAGAGUUGUUUGCUCGUAGACAGUCUCGCAUGGAUUCGUUGGUUGUAAACUCUCCAUAUCUGCAGCCUGCACCUCUACAACCCCAACAACCCCAAUCUAUCAUAGACCUGAUUGAACCACAAAAAACCUCGCCAAACCCAUCCCAAUGGAAGUAUUCCCCAAAUGUUCGUGCUCCUCCACCGAUAGGUUACAACCCCUUGCUGUCUCCAUCCUGUCCUAUUGGGGUGCAGCGUGGGGGUGUCAAGGUGUCUGAGCGAAGUUCCACAGGAAGUAAGAGUGGUUAUGGUGUCCCAAAAGAAGGUAUCAAAGCCUUGGACUUCAUGAGAAGGCAGCCUUACCAACUGAACCCUGCAAUGUUUAGUUUUGGUGGUGGCACUAGCACACAGUCUUCAGUCUCCUCCUAUCAGAGGCAACAAAGGGAGGGCCACACUCUGACGCCACCCAAGCAGAUCCCAGUGAAGGCGGCACGUGUGUAUGAAAUCAAACGAUUCUCCACUCCCACCCCGAUGUCGGCACCAACUCUCAACCCCAUAGUGAUUGUACCACGCUCACACACCACACUUGGAGAGCACAUCUCUCGUUCUGACAUGACAUCCCCUCUACCUGAACCUGUACCUGAAUCAACUCCAGCUCCUUCACGAGCCCCAGGCCUCCCAGAGCUCCCUAAAAUUUCAGCUGUGCCCAUCCCUCACCCCAUGCCGUACUCGCCCCCAGCUCCCAUGUCAAGUAUGUCAAACCUAAGUUUCUCUGGGCUUCAAGCUGCCAAACAGUUUAAGAGUGCCCCUGAGUUAAGUUCCCUAAAACCACACCCCUUAAAGUCCCCUAUCCAAGUUCCAAAACCUCGCUUUAUUGCAACACGUGGGGGUAUUCAGCCCCGCGUCUGGAGGCCUGGAACACUUCCUCACUGAUAACGUUACUUUACAUGUGGAAGAAGCUGAACCAUCUGCUUCUGUUGCAGUCUCAAAAUUCACAUGUUUCAAAUAUGACUUAAUAUAACUUGAAGAUACAAAGAUAUUAUACUGUCCAUUUCAGAUUAAAUAUAAUGUGGAGUAUCCCUGAUAGCACAUGUACAUCACGGAGAGGUCCAUUUGACGUCUGAAUUUAUAUCUGCAAGACGUAUUUUUUAGAGCGUUUGCUCGUCUUCAAGACAUCUUGGACGUUUCCUAUCAGAUGUCAAAUAGACAUUAAGAAAAUGUCUUUAAGAUGUUUAGGAUUUCAAAUGUAUGUAAAACUGACAUCUUAAAGCCGUCUAUCAGAUGUCUGUACACAGCUUUCCAGAUGAAGUGAAGUAUGUGUGCUUUCUGAGAUAUUUGUCAAAUCAAAACUUUCCAAGCUGAAAAAUUCAGAAUGUCUGCUAAAUGUUCAUCAAUAUGUUUAAAACCUUCAGUAUUGUCAACAAAAUCUAUUCACUCUUUAAUUUCUCAGUGCACGUUCACAUUCAUGUGAACAAUUGCGUAUAAUUUAUCUAUGCUAUUCCAAAGAAAAACAUGGUUUGGCUUCGUAAACAUCAAUCAAAGUGUAGCUUGCUCUUCCUCUGAACUGGCUCUCCUGAUGUCACUUAGAUGAUGUUAAUCAAUAGUCAAAUAGCUACUUGGUCAUUGUUUUAGCAGGGGGCUUUCACACUAGCACUUUUGGUGCAGGUGCGCACCUGGGUUCGUUUGAUGUCAGAGUUCUGUUUGUCUGAAUAAUGUGAACGCUGUUUUCAAAGGCUGCUCUGUGGUACGGUUCGAUUCUGAUGUAAAUGCAAUCGCACUAAAUCCCAGAAGCGAGCUGCUAUUAAUGACAUAUGAACUGGUCAAACUGUGUAUUUAUGUGUAAUGCACUUGCUUUCCUGAUAGGUGUGACUAAUGCACUACAACAGAUAGAAUUUAAAUCUCAUUUCUGCUUGAAUAAAUUGAGCAUUACAAUCCUGUCAAACAGACGCAUGUGCGAUGUGCCGUUCUGUGUUCAAUUCUGAAGAACAAAAACAAAACGAGCAAGACUCCAUUCAUUUUUCACAAAUGUACCAUGGUUAGGAACUACAAACAAACAAAAAAAUGUGUGCACAAGAAACAAGCGGAGGGAGGGGGUUGCAAUCGAGCUCGGAUUCGGACCAGGCAACUGAACCUAGUGUGAAAGCACCCUAACAUUAGGUCUUGCUCCCUACUUUUUAAUUCAGUCAGUUCCUAAUGGAAAACAUCAAGAUGCAUCAUAAUUUUUUUUCUCAUUACAUAUCUUAUUUCAUUUAUAUAUUAGAACCAGAGUGGGUAUAUAUUAGCCAAGUGUGCGCAAACACACAGAGUUGCAUUAAGGAAGUAAAAAAAGGGUUGCAAAUGUCAAUUCAUGUUGACUUUAAAUCCAGCAUAUACCGGUAAUAUUGUAUAGCUGUGGAUAGGCAUGUGUCACAGAUUAUUUAUUUGUCAGUGAUUGCUAGACUAUGUGUUUGUGCAGUGCAGUGUUCCCAAUUUUAUAGGGCUAAAAAACACAUUAUGACAAACAUUUUACAUGAAUUGGAUCGAUAUAUAAAAAAAAAUUCUUCAAAUACUAAAAUAUGGUCUCUUUGCAUAUAUUUGGUCUAAAGCUUGAUCUGCUUGAAAUAUAAAAGCAUGGAAAAAUACCUAAAAAAAAAAAAAAAAAAAAAAAAA